AUGUUUUCGUUUGAAUUUAACGAUUUUUUGGUAGUUGCACGAGUUGGCAGCCCUAAAAGUGGUAGACGCCUGAGUCCAAGAGCUGCCAGCUCGUUGGAAAAACGUGCGCCCAAGAUAUUGAGAAACUGCCACCACCAGCGAGCAGCUGUCGCGACUUAUCGAAGCACUGCCAUCUCAAUUGGAUUUGUGGGGGAGAUUUUCCCGUGGACGGCCAGCGGCGCCCUUUGGCGCAGUUGUGGCCCACUAUUCCGCGCUGCCUCAGCCCCCAGACCACCCCGGAGCAACAAUCCGACCACAGAGAAGACCAACGCUGGAUAUGGAUCUCCCAAGGGCCAUCAAGAAUCUGCGCUAUUUUGCCGACUGAUCAUUCGCUGGAACUUCCCCAUUCUGAUGAAGGCCUGGAAGCUGGGACCCACACUGGCUACCGGUAACACCAUCUUCCUAAAGCCAGCCAGUCAAUGUGGCCGGCGCUGCCCUAGCCAAGCUCAUCCGGCCACACGAACCUGA
Messenger RNA from Drosophila miranda, 507 nucleotides. Its product is annotated as limonin dehydrogenase-like. Bases 1 to 507 code for a protein of 168 amino acids. NCBI's taxonomy places the organism in Eukaryota, Metazoa, Arthropoda, Insecta, Diptera, Drosophilidae. The record is from RefSeq and is a predicted model, not a curated record. The transcript has a single exon. Gene Ontology annotation, molecular function: oxidoreductase activity.